AUGGCUGGAACACCACAAAUGCAAACGGCCAUGAUCCAGUCCCAGAUUGCAGAGUACCCGGGCUCGUUACCGCUCACCGCGUCCGCAGCCGAGCAGGUUCCAGCCCUAGCAUCGCCCUACCACGUCCUCGUGCGCAUUCUAUCUGUCGCCCUGAAUCCCAAUGACCAUAAGAUGGUGACGAAUUUCCCCAGACCGGGAUAUGGAGCGGGCUGCGACUUCUGCGGAAUCGUGGAGCGUCUGGGUAACCUUACAGGAGAUAGCAAAGAAGAUACAGAUCUCGAUCUUGUUCGCCAGCUAGGCACGAGAGUAUGCGGGACUGUGUUUCCAUAUGCGCCGGUCGACGCAGGUAUCAACACACUCGCUUACCGCACGGGCGCAUUCGCCGAAUUCGUCGCUGUCGACGCGCUGCUCCUGCUGAGGGCGCCCUCUUCGUGGACGGAGCUGCAGGGGGCAGCACUUGGGGGAGUGGGUUGGUCGACCGUUGCUCUGGCCAUGUCUGCCAGGGACGCUCUGGCGCUUCCAGGACUUCCUUCAAUGCCGGCGGAGAAGAAGGUCCCUAUUCUGGUGUACGGUGGCGGCACGGCCACCGGUACUAUGGCAGCCCAGCUGUUGAACCUUCAGUACGGUUCUCUCUACACGGGCACCAACUUGAGCGAGUGCCUUGACACGAUCCGUGCUCUGACAGCUGACGGGCCUCCUCUGCGGCAUGCCCUGGACUGCAUCACCGACGCCGACUCGGCGUCGCUCUGCUUCGGCGCACUCGCCCGCACGGGCGGUCGAUACGCCUGUUUGGAAGGAUUCCGCGAGGCAUGGCGCACGCGCCGUGUUGUGGUGAAGGAAGUGAUGGGCUAUGAGAUGCUGGGGCGGCCGGUGGAUCUCGGGGGGCUAGAGUCGACGUACACCCGCGGGGUAAUUGAGGCUGCCAUAGAGAUAGGGCGUCGUUGGGCUGGGGAGAUGCAGCGUUUAUUGGAUGGGGGGUUAAUCCAGGCGCACCCUAUUCAGGAGAUCGUUCCGGAAAAGGGCGAAGGAAGCCAAAAAGAGAGUUGGGUUGCGGCCAUAACAUCGGGGCUGCACAUGCUGAUGGCAGGUGGUAUCAAGGGCCGUAAGCUUGUUGUCAGGGUUUCUUCUGUCGAGAGUGGUUAG
Molecule: messenger RNA, 1143 nt
Organism: Talaromyces rugulosus
Lineage: Eukaryota; Fungi; Ascomycota; Eurotiomycetes; Eurotiales; Trichocomaceae
Exons: 2
Coding region: 1-1143 (380 amino acids)
Molecular function (GO): oxidoreductase activity, acting on NAD(P)H
Source: RefSeq, a predicted model, not a curated record